AGGUUACGAAUAUGAGCUCUGGUGAUUCUUGGUCUCUUCCGGUUAAGCAGGGUCUUUAUGACCCAACCCUAGAAAAAGAUGCAUGUGGUGUUGGGUUCAUUGCUGCUAUCGAUGGAAAACGCUCGCACAAGAUUGUACGGGAUGCCGAGAUUUUGUCAGCUCGUAUGAAUCAUAGAGGUGCUUGUGCUUGUGACAAUGAUACUGGAGACGGUGCUGGAGUACUUUGUGCUAUACCCCACGACUAUUAUGCCACUGAAAUCCGUGAAAAACAAGGUAUUGAAUUGCCAGAAUUUGGCCGUUAUGCUACGGGCAUUUUGUUCCUUGACAAAAAUACCCAUAACCAGACAGAAGCGGCUUUCGAGAAGCUGGCAGGCGAAUGUGACUUGAGAGUACUUUGUUGGCGCGAUGUGCCGACAGACAAUUCUUGUAUUGGGCAAGUUGCACGUAAAUGUGAACCUUACAUGCGUCAAGUUUUCGUAACUGGCGAUCAGGAGUUUGAUGUUCUCAACCGUCAGAUAUUUGUAUUGCGAAAACGUUCGUCGCAUGUAAUACCACAGCCAGGAUUGAGAUACUACAUUUGUUCGUUGUCAUUGAAAACUGUUGUUUACAAGGGUCAAUUUACUGCUGAUCAACUAUGGAAUUACUUUACUGAUCUUAGAAAUCCCAAAUUUGAAACGUAUCUCGCACUAGUUCAUACAAGAUUUUCAACGAAUACUUUUCCUAGUUGGGAACGUGCUCAACCAUUGCGGCUUCUUGCUCACAAUGGUGAAAUAAAUACACUUCGUGGCAACGUUAAUUUCAUGAAAGCACGUGAAGGUGUAAUGAAAAGUGAUGUUUAUGGCGAUCAAUUGAAAGAUCUGUAUCCAGUUGUUGAACCAAAUCUGUCCGAUUCUGGGGCAGCGGAUUGUGUUUUGGAAUUUUUAGUGAUGGCUGGCCAACGGACCUUGCCUGAGGCUGUAAUGACUAUGGUACCUGAAGCGUGGCAAAAUGACUUGACAAUGGCAACCGAAAAACGAGAAUUUUAUCAUUGGGCAGCUUGUGCGAUGGAGCCUUGGGACGGUCCAGCAUUGCUUACAUUCACUGAUGGGCGCUUCGUUGGAGCAAUCCUGGACAGAAAUGGCUUACGCCCAUCGCGCUUCUACGUCACUAAGGAUAACAUGAUGGUGAUGGCGUCUGAAGUGGGCGUAUAUGACACUCCACCCAGCAAUAUUGUCCUGAAGAGCCGCUUGAAGCCUGGCAGAAUGUUGUUGGUUGACACUGAAACUAAGCAGAUCAUACAAGACGUUGAACUGAAACUCAAGAUUGCAAGAAGUAGACCACACUCCAGAUGGCUCGAGGAGCAGAUAACAAUGAGCCACCUUCGUGCUGCUCACCGCGCUGCUCAUGGAACAAAUGGCUUCUAUCAAAAUGAUAGCGGUGCAGAAGAUUUUAAAAGACAUGGCUUGACUUAUGAUUUACGUGGAGUAGAUCGUACAUGGGGUGGUGAUAAACGUUUGCAAUUAUAUGCUUACACUAUUGAAACUCUGAAUUUACUGCUUCUGCCUAUGUUGGAAACAAAAAAAGAAGCACUUGGAUCAAUGGGAAAUGAUGCUCCAUUAGCGUGCUUGUCAGAAUUUCAACCUCUUAUUUAUGAAUACUUUAAGCAGCUAUUUGCUCAGGUAACAAACCCUCCAAUUGAUCCGUUCCGUGAAAAGAUAGUUAUGUCACUAUUAUGUCCAAUUGGUCCUGAGAGUAAUAUACUAAAACCAAAUGAAUUACAAGUUCAUCGUUUAUUUUUGCCGCAUCCGAUAUUAUCACUCAGUGAUUUAGAGGUAAUUAAGCACACAAAUUACCGAGGAUGGAAAACAAUUGUUAUAGACAUAACGUAUCCUAAAGAAGAGGGUGAAUCAGGAUUUUUAAAGACACUUGAUCGUGUUGAUAAUGAGGCUAAUCAAGCAGCUAAAGACGGUUAUCAAUUGAUAGUACUGUCUGAUCGACAAGGUGGACCUGACAGAAUACCCGUAAGUAUGUUACUUGCAUUGGGUUCUGUACAUCACUUUUUAAUUGAAGCAAGACAACGAAUGAAGGUCGGUCUCAUUAUUGAAACCGCUGAGGCACGUGAGGUACAUCAUAUGUGCGUAUUAUUGGGUUACGGUGCAGAUGCAGUUUGUCCAUAUUUGGUAUUUGAAACAGCUAGUUUUUUACGUGAUGACGGAGUAUUGGAUGAAAGUUUGACCGAUGAAAUAUUGUACAGAAAUUAUUCAGAAGCUAUGGAACGCGGUAUUGCUAAAGUUAUGGCUAAGAUGGGUAUAUCGACAUUACAAUCAUACAAAAGCGCACAAAUAUUUGAAGCCGUAGGACUGGCCGAUGAGGUUAUUGAUAAAUGUUUCCGUGGUACCCAUUCACGUAUUGGUGGUUCGACCUUUGAAAUUUUAGCUAAAGAUGCAGUUGAACGUCAUUCAUUGACUUACAUUGAAAAGGCUGUUGAUAUGUUGGUCUUACGUAAUCCUGGUAUAUAUCACUGGCGUGCUGGUGGUGAAAAACACAUAAAUGAUCCCGUUAGUAUCAGUAAUUUGCAAGAAUCUGUGGUAUCAAAAAAUCAAAAUGCCUAUGAAAAUUAUCGAAAAUCAACAAUGGAGUCAGUACAAUAUUGUACGCUUCGUGGACAAUUGGAAUUACGUAAAUCGGAUAAUCCAGUGCCAAUUGAUCAAGUUGAACCGGCGGAGGAAAUUGUAAAACGUUUUGUAACUGGUGCAAUGAGUUUUGGUAGUAUAUCAAUUGAAGCACACUCAACUCUUGCAGUUGCUAUGAAUCGUAUCGGAGGUAAAUCAAAUACCGGAGAGGGAGGUGAAAAUCCUGAUCGUUAUUUGAAUCAAGAUCCCGAGUUUAGCAAGCGUUCGGGGAUAAAACAAAUUGCUAGUGGACGAUUCGGUGUUACAUCUAGUUAUUUGGCAAAUGCUGAUGAUUUACAAAUAAAAAUGGCCCAAGGUGCUAAACCUGGUGAGGGUGGUGAAUUACCUGGUUACAAAGUAACAGCAGACAUUGCCGCAACUCGACAUUCUGUACCAGGAGUUGGUUUAAUAUCACCACCGCCUCACCAUGACAUUUAUUCAAUAGAAGAUCUUGCCGAAUUGAUCUAUGAUUUAAAGUGUGCUAAUCCAAAUGCUCGUAUCAGUGUUAAGCUGGUAUCUGAAGUUGGAGUUGGUGUUGUUGCAUCAGGUGUUGCUAAAGGUAAAGCCGAGCAUGUUGUUAUUUCUGGACACGAUGGUGGUACUGGUGCCAGUAGUUGGACAGGUAUUAAAGCAGCUGGUUUACCCUGGGAAUUGGGUGUUGCUGAAACCCAUCAGAUUUUAACAUUAAAUAAUUUACGAUCACGUUUAAUUGUCCAAGCUGACGGACAAUUGAGAACUGGUUUUGAUGUUAUUGUAGCAGCAUUACUUGGUGCCGAUGAAUUUGGUUUUAGUACAGCUCCAUUGAUUGCUAUGGGUUGUACAAUGAUGAGAAAAUGCCAUUUAAAUACAUGUCCAGUUGGUAUCGCAACUCAAGAUCCUAUUUUACGGCGUAAAUUUCAAGGUAAACCUGAGCAUGUUAUUAACUUUUUCUUUAUGCUAGCCGAAGAAAUACGAUCACAUAUGGCUAGCCUUGGUAUUUGUAAAUUUCAGGAUUUAAUUGGCCGUACCGAUUUACUCAAAGUACGUGAUGAUAUUAAAGUUGAAAAAGCUAAAUUACUUGAUCUGUCAAAAAUUCUUCGCAAUGCAUUGGAAUUACGUCCUGGUGUAAAUAUCAGAGGUGGAACAGUAAAACAAGAUUUUCAAUUAGAAAAUCGUCCAGAUAAUCAAUUAGUUGAAGCAGCAAAACUUAUUCUCGAGGGAGAACAAAAUCGAGUUAAUCUUAAGAUGACAAUAAACAAUGAAACUCGUGCAUUUGGAUCGACACUAAGUUAUUUUAUAUCAAAGAAUUACGGUGAAGAGGGAUUACCGGAACACAGUAUAAAUAUCCAAUUGCAAGGAUCAGCUGGACAAAGUUUCUGCGCAUUUUUAACAAAAGGUAUUCACGUAACACUCGAAGGUGAUGCCAAUGACUAUGUGGGAAAGGGACUCUGUGGUGGUGAAAUAGUUAUUUAUCCACCAAAAGAAUCUGAGUUUAACUCAGAAGCCAAUGUUAUUGUUGGUAAUGUUUGUUUGUACGGUGCGACAUCAGGAAAAGCGUAUUUCCGUGGUAUUGCUGCUGAAAGAUUCAGUGUACGUAACAGUGGAGCAACUGUAGUUGUCGAGGGUGUAGGCGAUCAUGGUUGUGAAUAUAUGACUGGUGGUUGUGCUGUUAUACUUGGUUUAACAGGACGUAAUUUUGCUGCUGGUAUGUCCGGUGGUAUCGCAUAUGUGCUUGAUGUUGAUGGCUCAUUUAAGAGCAAGUGUAAUCCUGAAAUGAUUGAAUUAUUGCCGUUAAAUAAUAAAGAAGAUAUUGCUUAUGUUAAACAAUUACUUGAAGAAUUUAUUGAAAAGACGGGUUCGUUAAUUGCUAAAGAUUUAUUACUUACAUGGCCAGAACCGACAACAAGAUUUGUUAAAGUAUUCCCCUAUGAGUAUCAACGAGCAUUGAAACAAAUGGCUGAUGAUAAUAAAACUAAUCAGCAGCAAAAUGUUGUUGUUAUUAAUGGUAAUGCUAAAAAUCAACAAGAAAUAAAAGAUAUUGAAGACUCUAUUGAAGAUGCCGAGUUGGCUCAACGUAAAUUGGAUAAAAUAAAAGGUUUCAUGAAGUACAAAAGACAUACAGUUAAUUACAGGCCCGUUGAAAAGAGAGUUGAAGAUUGGGAUGAAAUUUAUAAUUUCCAGGGUGUAAGAAAAGGAUUGCGGGUUCAAGCGGCUCGUUGUAUGGAAUGUGGAGUACCAUUUUGUCAAAGUAGUCAUGGGUGUCCGCUCGGUAAUAUUAUUCCCAAAUGGAAUGAUCUUAUAUUCCACUUGGAAUGGCAAGAAGCCCUUAAACAAUUACUUCAAACAAACAAUUUUCCAGAAUUCACUGGACGUGUUUGUCCCGCUCCUUGUGAGGGUGCUUGUGUACUUGGUAUUUCUGAGCCACCGGUUACAAUUAAAAAUAUUGAAUGCGCGAUAAUCGAUCAUGCUUUUGAGCAAGGCUGGAUAACUCCUCACCCACCGGCUGUAAGAUCUGAGAAAACAAUAGCUAUUGUUGGUUCAGGACCCGCUGGACUUGCUGCUGCUCAUCAACUUAACAAAGCCGGUCACUUGGUUACGGUUUAUGAGAGAAAUGACAGGAUCGGUGGACUGUUACAAUACGGUAUACCGACAAUGAAAUUAUCCAAAAAGGUUGUCCAGAGACGUGUUGCAUUACUUGCUGCAGAGGGUAUUGUUUUUAAGACUGGAGUUGAUGUUGGUAAAGAUAUUUCACCGCAAGAAUUGAAAGAUAAUUAUGACGCUGUAUUGUUGUGCACUGGAGCUACGUGGCCUCGUGAUUUACCUAUACCAGGACGUUAUCUUGAAGGUAUACAUUUUGCUGUGAGUUUCUUGGAACACUGGCAAAAGAAACAAAUGGGUAAUAGCGCGCCUCUCAAUAUGAAACUCGUAGCUAAAGAUAAAGAUGUUAUUAUUAUUGGAGGUGGUGAUACUGGUUGUGACUGUAUCGCUACGUCGCUGAGACAGGGUGCUAAAAGCAUAACAACUUUUGAAAUUUUACCUGAACCGCCUGUUAAGCGUGCAAAUGACAAUCCUUGGCCACAAUAUCCACGAGUGUUUAAAGUUGAUUAUGGACAUGAAGAAGUAUCGCUUAAAUUUGGACGGGAUCCAAGACAGUUCAGUACUCUCAGCAAAGAAUUUUUAGACGACGGUAAUGGCAAUGUUGCGGGUAUUAAAACAGUUAUGGUAGAAUGGACUAAAGAUGAUGCUGGUCGGUGGAAAAUGACUGAAAUUGAAGGCUCUGAAAAGACAUACAAGUGUGAUCUUGUUUUAUUGGCAAUGGGAUUUUUAGGACCAGAAAAAUACAUUGCAGAAAACUUGAAUACAAAAUUGGACGGACGUGGCAAUUAUGAAACACCAGCAGGAAAAUAUAAAACAAAUUUACCUGGAGUUUAUGCAGCAGGAGAUUGUCGAAGAGGUCAAUCACUUGUCGUGUGGGCUAUUAGCGAAGGUCGCCAAGCAGCGCGUGAAAUUGACCAGGACUUGACUCAUUUUACAUCAUUGCCUGGCCCCGGUGGAGUAAUAGUAAGUGUUUUAGCUUGA
This is a messenger RNA of Cotesia congregata, 6209 nucleotides long. The record is from the annotation of a GenBank genome assembly. Lineage: Eukaryota; Metazoa; Arthropoda; Insecta; Hymenoptera; Braconidae.